AUGUCUACGGAAGAGCAACGACACGGGCCACAAUCGGUGCGGGGGCCCCGCAUCAACAAGGGCCUGGUAAUCGUCAACACGGGUAACGGCAAGGGCAAAACCACCGCGGCCAUGGGUGUGCUGAUGCGGGCCUGGGGUCGGGACAUGAAGGUGGUGAUGCUGCAGUUCAUCAAGCACACCACGGCCAACUUUGGCGAACAGCGCGCCGCCGAAAAGAUGGGCGUAACCGUGCGGGCCAUGGGCGACGGGUUCACGUGGCGCUCGCAGAACCUGGAGGCCAGCGCCGACUUGGCCCGUGCGCUUUGGGAAGACGCCAAGGAAGUCAUCGCCAGCGGGGAACACGACUUGUGGUGA
This is a messenger RNA of Geodia barretti, 354 nucleotides long. The record is from the annotation of a GenBank genome assembly. Lineage: Eukaryota; Metazoa; Porifera; Demospongiae; Tetractinellida; Geodiidae.